CUGGAUCGCGCUAACAGAAAAAAGAAGAUAGAGGAAUUAUCUCGCUCCUCUCGGGAAAAACUUGUUCAGUCCAAGAACAAGAUGUUCUCCAAAUUCACCUCUAUCCUGCAGCAAGCUGUGGAAGCGCUUGCACCGUCGCUACCCCUGCAAGAAGACUUUGUCUACCACUGGAAGGCCAUCACACACUACUACAUAGAGACUUCAGAUGAUAAAGCCCCAGUCACAGACACCAACAUCCCUUCUCACCUGGAGCAGAUGCUGGACAUCCUGAUCCAGGAGGAGGGCGAGAGGGAGUCUGGAGAGACGGGGCCUUGCAUGGAGUACCUGCUCCAUCACAAGAUUCUGGAGACGCUCUACACUCUGGCCAAGGCUGAUUGUCCACCUGGUAUGAAGCAGCAGGUUCUGAGCUUCUACACUAAACUACUGGGUCGGAUUCGUCAGCCUCUCCUGCCUCACAUCAACGUGUACAGACCUGUACAGAAACUGAUUCGUCUUUGUGGCGAGGUGCUGGCUGCUCCAACAGAGAACGAAGAGAUCCAGUUCCUUUGCAUUGUCUGUGCCAAGCUCAAGCAAGACCCCUACCUGGUUAAUUUCUUUCUGGAGAAUAAGGGAAAACGUGAAGAUGGUAAAGAAUCUGGAGCUCAAGGUCUAAAAGAGGAUACAUCGUCUACGAAUAUGGGGCAACAAAAGAAUGUUGGCACAGACGGUGAUGCGAGCAUCCCUGCUAGAGGAGCCAGUGCUGCAGCGGCCACAAGUAACAGCAACAUAAGCAGCUAUAACCUGGUCAGCUCCCUGCUCAACUUGACAAAGAGCCCAGAUGGUCGUGUUGUGGUGAAGGCAUGUGAGGGCCUGAUGCUGCUGGUCAGCUUGCCCGAGCCUGUAGCAGCUAAAACACUGACCGAGAGCACAGAUCUGUGUGAGCUGCUCACGAGUCGCCUUGCUGCCUUCUACCAGGCGUUGCCGAAGUCUAUGGACCCACUGGACAUCGAGACCGUUGAGUCUGUUAACUGGGGGCUAGACGUUUACAGUCUGAAAGAAGACGCUACAGCUUUUACUGGGAAGCGAGCACUCAUUUCCUUCUUGUCCUGGUUGGACUUUUGUGAUCAGUUAAUAAAGGAGGCCCAGAAGACAGCGGCUUCAGCUUUAGCCCGAGCAGUCAGAGAGAGUUUCUUUGUCCCGGUGAUGGAACCGCAGCUCAUGCAAACGUCAGAGGUGGGCAUCCUGACCUCCACUGCGCUGUUGAAUAGGAUUAUCAAACAGGUGACUUCAGAGGCCUUGCUGUUGGAGACUGUGUACUUACUUCUGGGUGAGGAUGUGGGUCCCGAGACGCCUGCCAGCAUCACUCAGAAUCCACUGAGGCACAGACUCAUUGGGCACUGUGAUCACCUCUCUGACGAGAUCAGUAUCAUGACGUUGCGGCUGUUCGAGCAGCUACUGCAGAAGCCGUGCCAGCAUGUGCUGCAAAACCUGGUGCUGCGCAACCUCGAGGAACGGAACUACAUCGAGUACAAGGCACAAGAGGAGCGAGAGGAACGCGAGCACAUGGAGAACGGCCAGCCGCACGAUUCGGUUGAUUUAGAGGAGGACCCACUGUUUUCAGAUUUGUCUCCAGACACCAGGCUGUCCAGCCCUGACUGGCUGAGCUGUUCACCGCCACCCAGCAUAGAACAUGCAAAGUCUGAUGGGAAAACGGAGGUGCACAAAAUUGUUAACAGUUUCUUAUGUUUGGUUCCGGAUGAGGCUAAGUCAUCCUAUCAGGUGGAAGGCAGUGGCUAUGACACGUAUCUAAGGGAUGCCCACAGACAGUUUCGAGACUACUGUGGCAUCUGCCUGAGGUGGGACUGGCGCAGCAGUCCAAAACCAAUAGAGAAGUGUAACCUGGACAGCCCCUUUUAUGAAGGACACUUUCUCAAAGUGCUUUUUGACAGAAUGGGACGGAUCCUCGACCAGCCAUACGAUGUCAACUUGCAGGUGACGUCAGUGUUAUCCAAACUGUCAUUGCUACCACAUCCUCACAUGCAUGAGUACCUGCUGGACCCCUACAUCAACCUGGCACCCGGGUGCAGAUCCCUCUUCUCAGUCAUCGUCAGGGUGGUUGGUGACUUAAUGUUAAGGAUCCACCGGAUUUCUGAUUUCACCCCUAAAUUACUCCUGGUGAGGAAGAGGCUUCUCGGAAUGGAACCAGAGGGGUCAAGUAUUGAUCACAUGACAUUACUGGAGGGAGUCAUCGUCCUGGAGGAGUUCUGCAAAGAGCUGGCCGCCAUCGCAUUUGUCAAGUUCCAUGCGUCGGCAACCACGUCCCCCUGAUCGUCCACCCGCUCUGCCCUGGGACACAGGCUUCGUUAGUGCAGACAGGCACAGAGUGGACAGCAGACACAGGAACCAUCCAAACCCCAUUCAUCCUGCUGCUGUCUACAGAACCUACAGAGGAUGGAGUACAGUCAUUCAACUGAGAACCAACAGAGGAGGUCAGGCAGAAAGGAGGAAAAGCUCAGAGGUCAAAUUUUCCCAGCUGUGACAAUAGAUGAUGGUCGUAGUCGCAUUUAGCAUGCACAUUCUUAUGCUUUGUUGAUUUUUAUGUUCACUCAGUCAUCUUUUACUUUUAUU
Messenger RNA from Trichomycterus rosablanca, 2607 nucleotides. RefSeq names its product FHF complex subunit HOOK interacting protein 2 (gene fhip2a). Bases 82 to 2307 code for a protein of 741 amino acids. The record is from RefSeq and is a predicted model, not a curated record. The transcript is spliced from 17 exons. NCBI's taxonomy places the organism in Eukaryota, Metazoa, Chordata, Actinopteri, Siluriformes, Trichomycteridae.